Procambarus clarkii (red swamp crayfish) is the source of this 552-nucleotide messenger RNA. The record is from RefSeq and is a predicted model, not a curated record. Lineage: Eukaryota; Metazoa; Arthropoda; Malacostraca; Decapoda; Cambaridae.
AUGGCUGAGGAAAUAGCAAGAUUCUUCACGUCGCUCAAGCAAUGGUUCUUCAGUAAUAUCUUCGCUAUGUUUUCCCACCUCUGUAUUCUGACGCGCUUCAUCUCCUCAGUAUAUGAGGUGAAAGCGAAAGUUGACUUUGAUGCUGAUCAACCCUUGAUACAAGUUCAUCCACAUGAUGUCAUCCACAUUCUGGACGACUGUGAGGAUGAUGAUGCUAACGACUAUGAGGAUCGUGGCAACUGUGAGAACAGUAAAAUGGAUGAGGAUGCUGACGACGAACAGGAUUAUGACGACAAUGAUAGUGACGACUAUGAGGACGCUAUGAGUGACGACUGUGAGAAUCUUGACGAUUGUGAGAAUAGUGACAUCUGUGAGAAUGGUGACGUCUAUGAGAAUCGUGAGGACAGUAACGACGAUGAGGAUGAUGACUACAAUGUUAUUUACUACAAUGAUAUUAGCCGUGACGAAGGAUAUGAAACUGACAGUAAUGACAGUGACGAUGACAUCCCAGCGUUAAGGCAGUUGGGCAGACGUGGAUUUCAGCGUGGAUAG